AUUUGAUUCUCUGAACCACACCACACAGCUCAUAUCAGAAAACAAGAGAGAGAGAGAAAAAAAUAGACAAAUAGAGAGAGAGAAGUACGCUUUAUUACUUAUUACUAUUAUCAUACCAUAAUCAUAAACAGGUGGGUUCUCUUCUCUCAAGAAAAGAAUCAGGAGAGAGAGAAACACACACACACACAUCAAAAACCAGAAAAGUCUCUCCCUUUCUCUUCAUUUGAAAACCGACACUUCCAUCUCACCGAAUACAAUAGUUAUCUCUUCUGAUGUCUGUAAAUGCAUCAUUUUCACUUCAUUGUUUAAUGGGAGACAAGUGAGGCGGAGACUCACAAGAGAGGGCUUCUACGUUUCUCUUGAUUUCUCUUCAGUGGCGUGUGCUAAUGGGCCUUGCCCUGAAGAUAUUCUUUCUUCAUGCUAUCUCUCUAUUCUGAUUUUCCUUUUUCAAAGCCAAAUUGUCAAGGAUUCUAAUUUACUUGUGAGAUGGACACUAAAGGGAGGCUCGUGGCUGGCUCGCAUAACAGGAACGAGUUCGUACUCAUCAAUGCUGAUGAAAUUGGAAGAGUGACGUCGGUGAAGGAGCUAACAAGCCAGAUUUGCCAGAUUUGCGGCGACGACAUCGAGUUCAGCGUGGACGGCGAGCCAUUCGUGGCCUGCAACGAGUGCGCUUUCCCAGUUUGCAGACCUUGCUACGAGUACGAGCGGCGGGAAGGCAACCAGGCGUGCCCGCAGUGCAAGACCAGGUACAAGCGCAUCAAGGGCAGCCCGCGGGUCGACGGGGACGAGGACGAGGACGAGUUUGACGACCUCGAAAAUGAGUUCGAUUACGGUAACGGACACGACAAGCGAGAUCCACAUCAGUUUUCCGAAGCAGGCUAUUCCAAUCGAUUGGGACGUUCUGCUUCCGGUAUCACCAAUCAAUCGGAGUUGGAUCCUGUCAAUUCUGAAAUUCCUCUUCUUACUUAUGGCCAAGAGGUAGAAGAUAUNUUUAAGGAUGAUACGAUUUCAGCUGAUAAGCAUGCUCUAAUUAUCCCUCCUUUUGCGGGUCGUGGGAAACGGGUGCACCCGGUGCCGUAUACGGAUUCAUCCAUGACUUUGCCGCCAAGGCCGAUGGAUCCAAAGAAGGAUUUAGCAGUGUAUGGCUAUGGUACUGUUGCCUGGAAAGAUAGAAUGGAGGAAUGGAAAAGAAAGCAAAAUGAGAAGCUGCAAGUGGUUAAACAUCAAGGAGGCAAAUAUGGUGGAGAUGAGUUGGAUGACCCUGAUAUGCCCAAGAUGGAUGAAGGAAGACAACCACUUUCAAGGAAGCUACCGAUUCCUUCAAGCAAGAUCAAUCCUUACAGAAUGAUCAUUCUACUGCGGAUGGUAAUUGUUGGACUGUUCUUUCACUACAGAAUCCUUCAUCCGGUCAAUGAUGCAUAUGGUCUGUGGCUAACAUCGAUUAUAUGCGAGAUUUGGUUUGCUGUCUCCUGGAUAUUUGAUCAGUUUCCCAAGUGGUUCCCCAUCGUGCGAGAAACAUACCUGGACAGGCUUUCUCUAAGGUAUGAGAAGGACGGAAAGCCGUCCGAGCUGGCUUCGGUUGAUGUGUUUGUGAGUACUGUGGACCCCAUGAAAGAACCUCCUCUUAUUACGGCAAACACAGUUUUGUCUAUACUUGCAUGUGAUUACCCAGUUGACAAGGUUGCGUGCUAUGUGUCGGAUGAUGGUGCGGCCAUGCUUACAUUUGAAGCACUUUCCGAGACUUCUGAGUUCGCAAGGAAGUGGGUACCAUUUUGCAAGAAAUUUAGCAUUGAGCCUCGAGCACCUGAGUGGUACUUUGCUCAGAAGCUCGACUAUUUGAAAGACAAGGUGGAGCCGACAUUUGUCAGGGAACGUCGUGCAAUGAAGGUUCCAGAGGAGGGUUGGACCAUGCAAGACGGUACCCCAUGGCCUGGAAAUAGUGUCAGGGAUCAUCCUGGAAUGAUCCAGGUAUUCUUGGGGCAAAAUGGCGUUCGGGAUCUUGAAGGGAACGAGUUGCCUCGUCUAGUUUAUGUUUCUCGUGAAAAGAGGCCUGGAUUUGAUCACCACAAGAAAGCCGGUGCUAUGAAUGCUUUGAUUCGGGUUUCAGCUGUCAUAUCAAAUGCACCUUACCUACUGAACGUCGAUUGUGAUCACUACAUAAACAACAGCAAGGCCCUUAGAGAAGCUAUGUGUUUCAUGAUGGACCCUCAAGCAGGCAAGAAAAUAUGCUAUGUGCAAUUUCCACAGCGAUUUGAUGGCAUUGAUAGGCACGAUCGUUAUUCGAAUCGCAAUGUUGUGUUUUUCGAUAUAAAUAUGAAAGGGCUUGAUGGGAUCCAAGGGCCAAUUUACGUCGGAACAGGUUGUGUCUUUAGGCGGCAGGCACUUUAUGGAUAUGAUGCACCCAAGAAGACAAAACCUCCUGGCAAAACUUGCAACUGUUUGCCCAAAUGGUGUUGUUGCUGUUGUGGGUCGAGAAAGAAGAAUAGGAAAGGAAAAUCGAAGGAUAAUAAGUUGAAGGAUAAUAAGAAAAAGACCAAAGGAAGGGAAGCUUCUACACAGAUCCAUGCUCUUGAAAACAUCGAGGAAGGAGUUGAAGGAAUCGAAAGCGAAAAGUCAGCUCUCAUGCCCCAGGUAAAAUUCGAGAAAAAGUUUGGACAGUCGCCCGUUUUCAUUGCCUCAACCCUGCUAGAACAAGGUGGUGUACCUCCAGGGGCCACAUCUGCAUCACUUCUAAAAGAAGCUAUUCAUGUGAUUAGUUGCGGUUAUGAAGAUAAAACCGAAUGGGGAAAAGAGAUUGGAUGGAUUUAUGGCUCGGUUACUGAAGACAUCUUGACUGGGUUCAAAAUGCACUGCCACGGGUGGCGAUCAGUUUACUGCAUACCCAAAAGGCCCGCAUUCAAAGGAUCGGCCCCCAUUAAUCUUUCAGACCGUCUGCACCAAGUCCUUCGCUGGGCGUUGGGUUCUGUCGAGAUUUUCUUGAGCCGACACUGCCCCAUUUGGUAUGGAUAUGGAUGUGGUCUGAAGCCGCUCGAGAGAUUUUCUUACAUAAACUCAGUCAUCUACCCAUUGACUUCACUCCCGUUGAUCGUUUAUUGCACAUUGCCAGCUGUAUGCCUCCUUACUGGAAAAUUCAUUGUUCCUGAGAUCAGCAACUAUGCGAGUCUCGUUUUCAUGGGCCUCUUCAUAUCCAUUGCUGUGACGAGCAUACUCGAGAUGCAGUGGGGUGGAGUCGGGAUCGACGACUGGUGGAGAAACGAGCAGUUUUGGGUGAUUGGUGGGGUCUCGUCUCACUUUUUCGCACUUAUCCAAGGUCUGCUCAAAGUAUUGGCCGGUGUGAAUACGAAUUUCACGGUCACCUCAAAAGCGGCCGAUGACGGUGAAUUUUCCGAGCUUUACCUCUUCAAGUGGACGUCACUUUUGAUCCCACCCAUGACUCUUUUAGUCAUCAACGUUAUUGGGGUGGCAGUCGGGAUAUCUGAUGCAAUAAACAAUGGGUACGAGUCGUGGGGCCCGCUCUUCGGGCGGUUGUUCUUUGCGCUUUGGGUGAUUGUACAUUUGUACCCUUUCCUCAAGGGUUUUAUGGGAAAGCAGGAUAGGCUGCCGACGAUUAUAGUCGUUUGGUCGAUCCUUUUGGCCUCGAUAUUCUCGUUGCUUUGGGUUCGCAUAAACCCGUUCCUGUCGAGGGAUGGGCUUGUGUUGGAGGUUUGUGGGUUGGAUUGUGAUUAG
This is a messenger RNA of Striga asiatica, 3726 nucleotides long. The record is from the annotation of a GenBank genome assembly. Lineage: Eukaryota; Viridiplantae; Streptophyta; Magnoliopsida; Lamiales; Orobanchaceae.